AUGGACACAACAGUCGAUGUAAGAUCAAUUGGGAAGAUGAUCCAUGCUGGAUGCAAGCACCAUCAUUGUCGAAAGCACGCCAGUGGUCUAGUGCCUGAGUCUGCACAACUACCAACCAUUACAACAAAGGUAGGAGAGGAAUGGCCUCCAGAGUUCUUGCACUGUGGGACAUGGCCACCUCCUCAGCAAGCGUCUGAAUCAGAGUCCGACAUCAACAUAGCCGUGAAGCCCAAAACCAAGGCAUCCAAGCAGAAAGCGCCUGUCAAGGUAUAUCCAGACAAUAUACCAGACAUAGAUGGGGACGGUAGCGACAGCGACUCUAACUCCGACGAAACAAGCGACGACCUGGCCGAUACUCCUGUCGAGCCAGUGGCGGUGGAUUCAACGGAGCUGUCGGACGCAAUAGACACGUUAAAAGUCGCCACGGACGAUGCCGCUACAUCCGGAGAUCAAAGCGGAAAUGAUAAGAGAAUAACCAACGUCAUCCAUGCUCUAGUGAAGGCUCCAUACUCGGUGCUCAAGCUCGUCGCCAGACACGGCAACGGCGACGGCAGCCCUCGGAGGGGCAACGACACCAGCAAAUCCCCGCGGAAAUCGCUCUUUGACCAUGAGAUCGUGGCGGAGAGCCAGGCUCGUGUGGAGAUUGCCGACUAUCUGGACAGCCUCAUCGACCAUGGCGACUACGAAGAAGGCUAUGGCUGCGUGUGGCCGCUCGAAGAGUACCGCCGCACGGGAUGGGCCAAGGAGAUGAUCGCCGCGUACCCGGGGGAGUGUGCCGAGUUUUCACGCGACUCCUCCGCAACGUACGUACACCUCCGCGCCUCGCGGCUCGCCGACGUGUUCGAAGAGUUCUGCCGCCCGCCGGCGUCGACGGUGUUUGCGCUAUCCACGCCGCUCAUGGCGCAGAACCAGGGGUCUUCGGGCGGAGGGGGCCCAGGAGGGGGCAACAAAGCGCUCCCCAUGUCAGGCAACAUCGGGGACGGUAGCGGCAUGACCGCCCUGCCGGGCCACUACCUCCCGUUCGAGGAGAUCACGCUGCCCCCGCACCUCAUGCCCAUCAACCCAGAAGACGAGGACGACGUGGUCCCGGACAUGCACGCCGCCUUUGGCAUUAACCGCGCCCUGAACCAGAACCUGGUCUCCGCCGCCAUCGUCCCGGGUUCCGCGGCAGCUGCGGUCGCGGCAGUCGGCAUGGGCGCGGGCAGUGGAGCGGUGGGCGCAGACGGUGCGACGACGGGUGAAGCCAGCCAGGCGGGUGCUACGAGAGAUCCCAUGUGGAGAGAUCUGGGGUUGAAUGCGUUGGUGGCCGAUGCGCCGAGGAACGGGAUUUCUGCUGUAGGCAUGGAAGGCGUGGGACGCAGAAGAGAAGGGAAGAGGAUAGGUCUAUUGCUUUUACGGUGA
Molecule: messenger RNA, 1401 nt
Organism: Fonsecaea nubica
Lineage: Eukaryota; Fungi; Ascomycota; Eurotiomycetes; Chaetothyriales; Herpotrichiellaceae
Exons: 3
Coding region: 1-1401 (466 amino acids)
Biological process (GO): positive regulation of mitotic metaphase/anaphase transition
Cellular component (GO): anaphase-promoting complex
Source: RefSeq, a predicted model, not a curated record